Molecule: messenger RNA, 6475 nt
Organism: Macadamia integrifolia
Lineage: Eukaryota; Viridiplantae; Streptophyta; Magnoliopsida; Proteales; Proteaceae
Product: ABC transporter C family member 3-like
Exons: 12
Coding region: 874-5379 (1501 amino acids)
Biological process (GO): transmembrane transport
Cellular component (GO): vacuolar membrane; plant-type vacuole
Molecular function (GO): ABC-type transporter activity; ATP binding; ATP hydrolysis activity
Source: RefSeq, a predicted model, not a curated record
CACAAAAUGUUGAUUUUUUAUUUUUAUUUUAUUUUAUGGUUAGCAAAAGAAAAAAAAAAAAAUUGAAAUAAAUAGUAAAUCUAAAUCUAAAUCUCAAUCUAAAUAUUUACUAAGGCUGCAUGAGGUAUGAUUCUUUCGGAAUGCAUUCCAAGAACACAUAGCAAAUGCAACCGAAGUUGAUUGGAUAUCCAAAACAAUCCGAGCAUGGGUUCCAAAAAGAUAUUGAUCCACCGGGAUCGCCACCACAUUCCUAUUUUUCAGGAAGUACGCGCGAUUCAAAGGGAGAGCCGAUCAUCUGCUCGUAGCAGACAAGUCAAAGGACACAGACCGACCCCAACUUUCCUAUUUCUCAGUAACUACCUGCAUUCCAGGGGCAGGGGGUACGAACUGCCCUAGAAAUCGUGAUCCUUUCAUUUCCUAUUCCUCUGGAAGUCAGGAGUUAAAGAGGCAAAGUCAAACACGCCCAUUUCCUUUGCGACAUAGAAAUGCUCCUUCUGCUCAUCGAUAACUCAUCUAGGCGCUUCUGCUAACUCUCCAAAGUUCUUUGACGAGGUACAGGGAAAUCUUUUGGGUCGUUGAAGAAGCGGACGAAAAAGUUGAACGUUUUCCAUUCAGAUUCCAGCAACAGGGGAUGGUUUGAAGCUUUUCUUCAAGGUUUCAACUACAUCUAAAGCGAGAGACUCCAAUAUUGGGCCAAGUCUUUGCAUAAUACAUAAGAUGGAAAUAAUUGGUAUUUAGAAGCCAGAGUUCCUGCGACAUUUUUGCAAAUGGAUCUACUUUAAGUGAAAAAACGGUAAAUUUGGUAGGAUUUGUAUUAGACCUGCCUGAGCUAAGUCACCAAAUUACAAGCAGAAGAAAAGAAAAAUUGCAAACAUGGAUGCUUUUGAAGAAUCAAAGAAUGAUAUAAAUAUGUGGACUUUAUUUUUCAAGUCUUCUACAACCAUCUUCCUGCACGGGUUUUCUGCUUCUUCACACUUGUUUAUGCUGUUAGUUUUGUCCAUUUUCUGGGUUCGCAAGAAACACACUGUGCCUACCCUUGAAAAUUCAAAACAAAUAUUGAAGAACACAUACUUUUUAUAUUAUUGGUCCUCUCUUUUGUCUUGCCUUGGACUAUCAUUUGGUGAUCUUCUCCUAUCUGUUUUAAACUACUUCUCUGGGUAUAAACAUGGUUGGACUGAUCUAAAGUUUUUUGCUGAGUUGGAUUUUGCAUUUAAAACACUUACUUGGUUUGUGAUCUCCGUUUACUUGCACGUUCAGUUCUCUCAUUCAAGUGAGCGUAGGUUCCCCAUUUUAUUAAGGAUUUGGUGGGCCUUUUACUUCUUAAUGUCAUGUUCCUAUCUUGUUAUACAUCUUGGUUUGUAUUGGAAAUGCUCAUCCUUGCCGUUUCUGCUAUGGGUCUCCGAUGGUAUGUCUAUUUUUUCUGGUUUUCUCUUUUGUUAUGUUGGAUUGUUUGUCAAAGGGAGAGAAGACAGAGAUCUUCAUCUUGUGGAGCCUCUUUUGAAAACUAGUUCCAAUCAAAGCAAUGGUGACAAUGAGAAAGGAUUAAGUCUCAGUGGAGAUGGUGUAACUCCUUAUGCAAAUGCCAAUCUUCUUAGUAUAUUUACUUUUGCUUGGAUGGGCCCUUUGCUUUCACUCGGGUAUAGUAAAAUACUAGACCUUGAAGAUGUUCCUCAACUUGACAAUUAUGAUAGUGCCAAAGUGGUGUUUGCUGAUUUUAGAAAUAAACUUGAAUAUGAUGGUAAUGGCAGUGUUAACGAUGGUAAAGUAAGCACACCCAAGCUGGUAAAGGCAUUGAUUCUCUCAACAUGGAAAGAAAUUUUAUGGACAACUUUAUUUUCCAUUAUAUGCACAUUGGCUUCUUAUGUUGGACCAUACUUUAUUGGCGCAUUUGUUCAGUAUUUCAAUAGCAAAACUCACCAGACAAAAUAUAAAUUCUAUGCCUUAGUAUUUAUUUUCUUUCUUUCAAAGUUCAUAAGGUGCAUCUCAGAGAGGCAUUUGUUCUUUCAAUUGCGAGUGAUAUCAAUUAAGGUUCGUGCUGCCUUGUUCACAAUAAUCUAUAAGAAGGGUCUUAGUCUUUCAAGCCAAUCAAAGCAAGGCCACAGUAGUGGGAAGAAUGCUAAUUUAUUGAGUGUUGAUGUUGAGAGGACUGGCCUUUUUAGUUGGCACUUGCACAAUAUAUGGAGGGUGCCUGUUCAGGUUGUUCUAGCAUUAUUGAUUUUGUACAGCAAAAUUGGGCUUGCUUCACUUGUAGCUUUUGUUUCCACAAUAAUUUUGUUGUUAGCAAAUGUACCACUAGGAAAACUACAGGAGAAAUUUCAAGGGGAAUUGAUGGAUUCGAAGGAUCAACGGAUGAAGGUGACAUCUGAGGCUCUAAAGAAUAUGAGGAUUCUCAAGCUCCAGGGAUGGGAUAUGAAGUUUUUGGCAAAAAUAAUUGAGCUCAGAAACUUUGAAACAAGAAGAUUAAAAAAAUUACUUUAUUCAUCAGCUAUAAUUGCCUUUGUCUACCUGUCUGCUCCUAUGUUUAUAUCUAUGGUAACUUUUGGGUUUUGUGUGCUGGUAGGAAUUCCGUUAGAUUCGGGGAAGAUUCUAACCGCACUUGCUACAUUUAAUAUAUUGCAAGGGACCAUUUAUAAUCUCCCAGACCUAAUCUAUAUGGUAGUUCAAACUAAAGUUUCCCUUGAUAGAAUAACUUCAUUCCUCUGUCUCGAUGAUCUUCAUCCAAAUAUAGCAUAUAAGCUUUCGAGAGAUAGUGUCAAGGUUGCAAUUGACGUAGUCAAGGGGAAUUUCUCUUGGGAACUUCAUUCCCCUAUUCUCACAUUGAAAGACAUCAAUUUCCGAGUGUGCCAUGGUAUGAAAGUGGCUGUUUGUGGUUUUGUUGGGUCAGGAAAGUCAAGCCUACUUUCAUGCAUAUUAGGAGAAAUGCCGAGGAUAUCUGGAGCCAUUAAUUUGAAUGGGACGAAGGCCUACGUUGCACAAUCACCUUGGAUACAAAGUGGCAAGAUAGUAGACAAUAUAUUGUUUGGUAAGGAGAUGGAUAAAAAAAGGUACAAUAUGAUCCUAGAAGCAUGUUCAUUAAAGAAGGACUUAGAAUUGUUUGCAUUUGGGGACCAAACUAUUAUAGGGGAGAGGGGGAUCAACUUAAGUGGUGGGCAGAAACAAAGAAUUCAGAUUGCACGUGCUUUGUAUCAUGAUGCUGAUAUUUAUCUGCUUGAUGAUCCUUUUAGUGCUAUGGAUGCUCACACAGGAACUCAUCUAUUUAAGGAAUGUUUACUAGGCAUUUUGGGUUCAAAAACAGUAAUUUAUGUUACCCACCAAAUAGAGUUUUUAUCUUUUGCUGAUCUUAUCCUGGUUAUGAGAGGUGGACGGAUUACACAAGCAGGAAAGUAUGAAGAAAUUCAUCAUUCAGGAACUGACUUUAUGGAAUUAGUAGGUUCACAUAAGAAAGGUUUGACAGUAGUUAAUUCUAUCGAUCGUCAAGUUACUUUAGAUAAUUCAAUUACCAGUGAAGAAGAUGGUAAUCUUUUAGGUAGCGAUAAACCUAUUGAAGAUGACGAGGAAAGGGAACCCAAAAAUUGCAAAGUGGAAAAACAGGUUCAUUUAGAAGGGCAGCUUGUCCAAGAAGAAAAGAGAGAAAAGGGUAGAGUUGGCCUUUCAGUCUAUUGGAAGUAUGUUACUGCUACAUAUAAAGGGGCUUUUGUACCAUUGAUAUUGCUGGCACAAAUUUCUUUUCAGUGUCUCUUAAUAGCUAGUAAUUACUGGAUGGUGUGGGCGACUCCCAUUUCUGAGGAUGCAGGGCCUCAUGUUAGAGGAGCCACUCUUAUCUUCGUUUAUGUUGCUUUGACUCUUGGAAGCUCUCUUUGUGUCCUUAUAAGGUCCAUGCUCAUUGCAACUGUUGGAUACAAGACAGCCACUUUGUUUUUCAACAAAAUGCAUUUGUGCAUUUUUCGUGCUCCCAUGUCAUUUUUCGAUUCUACUCCGAGUGGAAGAAUUCUGAAUCGGGCAUCUAUAGAUCAAAGUGCACUUGAUAAAUCUAUUCCAAAUCAAUUUGAAGAAUUUCUUAUGUCACUCGUAGGAUUUUUGGGAACUGCUAUAGUACUGUCACAAGUUACGUGGCAAAUGUUAAUACUUUUUAUUCCGAUGAGUGUGGCAUGCAUCUGGUACCAGCAAUACUACAUGUCUACAGCACGAGAACUAACACGAUUAUCCGGAGUAUGCCAGGCUCCAAUUGUACAACAUUUUACUGAAUCCAUUUUAGGUUCAACCACAAUUAGAUGCUUUGAUCAAGAACAGAGGUUUAUAGACACAAACCUUAAGUUGGUGGAUAUGUAUUCUCGGCCCAAAUUUCAUUUCUCCAGUGCGAUGGAAUGGUUAUGCUUUCGCAUGGAUAUGCUAGCAUCAGCCACAUAUGCCAUCUUUUUGAUUUUCUUAAUCUCAACGCCAAAGGGAGUACUCAAUCCUGGUGUUGCAGGUUUAGCAGUCACAUAUGGGCUUGAUUUCAGUAUGUAUGGGGUCGUAUGGGAUCUUACCAUGCUUGAGAAUGAAAUUAUAUCUUUUGAGAGAAUACUGCAGUAUGCCUACAUCCCUAGUGAACCUCCUUUAUUGGUAGAAGAAAAUAGGAUAAGUCAUGGAUGGCCAUCAGAAGGGAAAGUUGAUAUUGUUGAUCUACAAGUCCGGUAUGCCCCACACCUUCCUCUUGUCUUGCGAGGUCUUACAUGUACUUUCCCCGGAAGGAUGAAGAUUGGCAUUGUUGGGCGAACAGGAAGUGGUAAAUCAACUCUUGUACAGGCUCUCUUCCGUAUGCUUGAACCAGAAUUUGGUCAGAUUUGGAUAGAUGGUAUUAACAUCUCUAAGAUUGGCCUUCAUGACUUGCGAUCUAGUUUGAGUAUCAUCCCGCAAGACCCCAUAAUGUUUGAGGGGACUCUUAGAAUCAAUCUUGACCCACUUGAAGAGUACACUGAUGAACAGAUAUGGGAGGCUUUAAAUAAAUGCCAGCUUAGUGAUGAAGUUAAAAAGAAGGAAGGGAAGCUUGAUUCUGCAGUGACUGAGAAUGGAGAGAAUUGGAGCAUGGGUCAGAGGCAACUAAUAUGUUUAGGGCGUGUAUUACUCAAGAGGAGCAAAGUGUUAGUACUCGAUGAAGCUACUGCAUCUGUGGAUACCAUGACUGACUAUCUAAUUCAACAAACCAUUAAUCAAGAAUUCUCAAGGUCUACUGUCAUCACAAUUGCACAUAGGAUAACAUCAAUUCUUGCUGUUGAUCGGGUCCUCCUUCUCGAUAAUGGCCAUAUAUUGGAAUAUGAUUCCCCAACCAAAUUGUUAGAGAACAAGACAUCGUCAUUUGCAAAGCUUGUUAAGGAGUAUACUCAAAGAUUUAGUUCAUAGUUUUUGAAAAGCUAAGGCUCUUUAGCUGAAAAUUCCUUCUCAGAGUACUGGGAAGAGCAUAUUGGUUUUCCACCCCCUCAUUGGUUAGCUGCAAAGGCCUCCCCUUUAAGCCUCCACCAGACGGCAGUGUUUAUUAAACUCUUAGAGAAGAAUGAAUUGGCUUCUCACUUGCAUUCAUUUUGUAAGCAGGCUAAUAUUGCUUAUUCUACAAAUCUAACUGUGAAGAAGACAACAGAUGACACAACCCUACCGCCAAUUGCCCAAUGGAAUGCUGACAGAAAUGUAUAUGAAACCUCUCCAAAAGAUCUUCCCCUCUCAGUUGCUAGACAAGGGGGAUUGCCAUUUUUUCGGGAGUCAAUGGUGAAAGAAGGAGGUUUAAUGCCUAUCCCUGAUCUAAGAGACUCAAUGUCAUAUAAGUCAUUCUUACCGCGACCUCUGGCAUCAAAAUUUCCAUUUUCUAUUGGCCACAUCGAUGAAUUAAAGAAGAUUUUUGGUGUGGUUAAUGAAUCUAACAUGGAUGAAUAUAUUCAAGACACUCUUGCGAUAUGUGAAAUGAGCCCCGUUAGAGGUGAGCAGAGGACCUGUGUGACUUCCGCCGAGGAUCUCAUUGAUUUUGUUGUGGAGAAAUUAGGGCACCAUUUACAUAUAUGGAGUACUAAUAGCAUUGAAGGAUCUUAUGAGAAUGUCACAAUUGGAGCUGUGAAACUCAUAUAUGGAAACCUCUCAGAACCACCAGUCUUAUGUCAUAGUCAGCCAUUCCCAUUUCAAGUCUAUUUUUGCCAUGUUUUACAAAAAGUGAAAGUAUAUGCAGUUGAUAUAUAUGCUCGGAGGAAAGUGAAUCAUGCGAUUAUGGCAUGCCACUAUGAUACAUCAACUUGGAAUCCAAACCAUCAUGCUUUUAAGUGGUUGGGUUUUGGUCCUGGCCUAAUUGAAGUAUGUCAUUGGAUAAAUGAGAACGCAAUGGUCUGGACAAAGAAUCUAGGCUGAGCAGCAUUUGCAGAUAUGAUUAUCUUUCAGUUCAUUUGUUUGUGUUACAUGGUACUGCUUAUGCUAUGAAUUUGAAGAAUAAAUAAUGAUCUAUUUGUCUUUCUUAUUA